Culicoides brevitarsis is the source of this 2618-nucleotide messenger RNA. RefSeq lists its product as uncharacterized. Bases 121 to 2550 code for a protein of 809 amino acids. NCBI's taxonomy places the organism in Eukaryota, Metazoa, Arthropoda, Insecta, Diptera, Ceratopogonidae. The record is from RefSeq and is a predicted model, not a curated record. The transcript is spliced from 4 exons.
UAAAAAUUUCAGUUUCGCUUGCGAAAGGACAAUAAAUCGCGUUAAAAAGUUGUUUAAAACUUUAAAUAUUGACUAUUUACUGUUAAUUCCAUAGAAAAACUCCUGAUUUCAUCGAAAACAAUGGAGCUUCAGGAUCUCGGGUUCUGUAAUGUAUGCGGGACUCCCUCGAAAUUGAUCUGUUCUCGCUGUUUCGACUCGUAUUGCAGCAUAAAAUGCCAAGUUACUGAUUGGGAAAGUCAUCGAUUGAUUUGUAUCCCGCUGCCAAAACUCAUCGAGCGUCCUUCGGGAAUCCGUAAAAUCCCGACUCCAAACACAAAUGCGAAGAAUGCAACUUCAAAAGGCUCCGCUAAAGGCUCUGUUAAGGCAUUUUCCGUGCGCGAAAUUAACGAAACCGAACUCGAAAGUGCUCGUGCCUUACAAAAAAUGCAAAAUCUCGCUCGAAUCCCGUCAAAACCAAAAGUUGAAGCGAAUUUGACAGCAUCAAAGUCUUUUGAUAGCACUCCGCUUGGAUUAGUAAGCUCUUUGGUUGCUCUCGGAUUGAAUCAUUUCGUGGCAAAGUUGAGUUGUGUCUUCACCGAGAGCCUUUUUUCGGUAGUUUUGGAGUUUCCCGAGACUUUGGGCAAGAAAUACGAAAAGUUAUUCGCGGAAUUGGAUCAAUUUGCGCCGGAUUUUGAUAAUUCUGAGCUCGAAUGUGAGAAAAUGAUCGCCAUCAAAGCUCGUGACUCAGCGAAAUUUGAACGGGCAAUCGUACUAAAGUUGGAUUUGGACGUAAAUGCGGCAAUUAUUUACUAUUGUGAUGCGGGAAAGUUCGAUUUGUUGUCGCCCAUUCCGUCGGAUGUCAAAGUUUGCCCCGAAAAAUUCACAAAAUUGCCGGGAAAAGCACUUUUGGUUGAAUUUACGUCGCACACAGAUCCGGAUCGUGAGAAAUUUUUGAGAAAUUUCUUCAAAAAGGAGAAUAUUUUGUCGUUUGACAUCCGCAAAAAGACAAACGGGAUCCAUAAUGGCAAAAUUAAUGUCAAUGGAAAGGAUACAGGCGAAGUUUUCAUGUACGAAGCGUUGCCGUCACUCGAUACAUGCAACACUCCCGAAUGGUCCAUUAAACCCGUAUCAGGAACUCUUGUUCGCAUCAUUCGUGUCAAAAUUGAGCAAGAUUUGCGUGUUUGGAUCAUCCCAACGGACAAAAUUGGGCUUUACGAGACACUUUUGCACGACAUCGGGAAGAAAUUACCGCUUUGCAAGUCAAUUCCCGAGAAAAAUUCGAUGGUAGUUCAUGUUCAAGGCCCGCGUGGAGGUCGUUUACUUGUCACAAAACACUUGGGAAGUGACAUGGUUGAGAUUUUUGACGUCGAUAACGGUCGCAUUUACAAAUGCGAAUGGAAUCAAUUGAAAAUCGCGAAUGAUUUUAUCCGAAAUUUGCCCGUUUAUGGCAUGAUGGCGAAAUUACAAGACGUCACAGAUCUCGGGCGUUACAUGAAAGAGGAACUUUUGGAGUUUUUGGACUCGUUCGAGUAUCGCAAGAAGGAUUUCGUGUUGCAAUUCGACGGAUUUCCAAGUCUUGGCGUCAAAUUACUUUGGCAAAACGAGUCUUUGGGACAAAUUAUGGAAAAUCAUUUCAAGAAAGAGAAGGAAAUCAUCGAAGAACGCACUCGCAAACAGAAGGAACGUGAAGCAGAAGACGCGGAAAAGCAGAAAAAAGCUCUUCAACAAGCAGAGGAAGCUGAACGUGCCAAGAAAAAAGUCGAGGAGGAACGUUUAAAGGCGCUUGAAGAGGUUCAACGUUUGAAAAAACUCAAAGAAGCGGAAAUCGAACGUAAAAAAGCAGCUGAAGCAGAAGCAGAACGUGCCAAAAAAGCUCAAGAGGAAGAAAUUGCUGCUGCUGAAAAGGCAAAACAAGCUGAAAUUGAAGCUGAACGCUUGAAAAAAGCUGAAGAAGCCUCCAAACAAAAAGCUCUCGAAGAGGAACGUCUCAAAAACGAAGCAAACAAGGAAGAAAAACCAAAAAUGUCCCUAAAAGACAUCCUUGCAAAGCGUAAAACUGCUUCCCCGAAAAUUUUUUAUGCUGAUUUGAAAGCAAUUCCUCUCGAAAUCGGCAAAAUUACAAAAUUCAUCGUCACUGACCCCGCUAAAGAUGGUUUUAUCGGCGUUUGUCCCGACACAACUGCCAACAAUCAAUAUUUGCAGGACAUUUUAACGUUAGUUGAGGAAUAUGUCGCUUCUGUUUCUGUUCCUGAUCUUAUUGGAUAUCGUCCUGAAGUAAAUGAAAUGUGUUUGACUCAAUUUUCCGAUGGCGGAUGGUAUCGCGCAAAAUGUUUGACCUCAUCCGAUCCAAAAAUGUUGCUCCAAUUGGUCGAUUUUGGCGCCUUGUACAACGUAGAUCCGUCAAAAGUGUUGCCAUUCCCGGAAAAAUUGAUGAAACCGGAGCCACGUACGCAUCUCGUGAAUAUCGCCGAUACGGAAGACAAGAAAUCGAGCGAUCUCGAAGUUUAUGGGCAAUACCGUUUCAAAGUAGAAGCGUGCGAAGAUGACAUUUAUGUCUUAACUUUUGUCUAAUUUACAUUUUUUUACGGAUUUUUUGCUUUUGACACUCAGAAUUUAUCAAUAAAUUUAUUAAUUAAUUA